AUGGAUACCAAGUCACAGUGCUGUAUCACGAGCUAUAAGCUCUACUCUGUGACUGUGAGGCUUCAUAAGAAGUUCAAGGACCACGUGCUGAAGAAAGGCUUCAAGGCCUGUCAUGUGGGCUCCAACAACUACAUGCACUGGAGAACCGACUUCUUCACCUCCUUGCCGGCCAUUCUCAUGAAGGAGGCCUUGCAGGACGAAUGGAAGAAGGCGGUGGGCCGAAUACCUCCAGACAUGUCCAACGUCUUCAUCCGCUUCAAGGUGAACUCGAAUGUCAACUACGUAGUCGUGGAACACGCGUAUGCGUCUUUCGCAGAGAGCAGAAAGGAUGAUGCAAGCUUCAAAAAGGCGAUGACAUGGUGGCUCGAACUCCGACCUGCUAUCAAGCAAGCGGUUCUUGAGAACUACGUGAAGGUCUCCAGAGGGCAUGACAAUUCGAAAGACAAGUUCGGAAACCCCAAGAUCAAGGAGAUGGUCAAGGGCCAUCCAUGUACUUGGAGGUCCCUCAUGGCGCCCGAGUGCGUGCAGGACAUAAAGUCGGCCGGGUCGCUCAGCGACGCGGCUUUGGAGGUCUUGACCGUGGACGAGGUGAUGAGCCUGGCCCUGACGGAGAUCACUGGCAAGCUGCUUCGAAUCUAUGCCUUCAGUGCGUUCGAUGCCGGCGUCACGCCCAACCCAGCUCAAUGCAGAGGCUACGUGUCCGGCUCUUCCUCGAAUCCACCAUUGGACUUCUACCAGUUUCCGCGUCUUCUGGGCGAUGUGUCCGUUUUGAAGAAGGAGGUCGUGGGAAAUCCCAUGUACGACACCUCUGCAGUGCUCAUGGCAUUGUGCGCUCUCUCAGCGACGAAACCGCAAGUGGAUAUCAUGUUGGGAAAAAUCGCCGAAGGCUCGAUCCUGUCCUCAUCGGAGCGAGACGAAGUGCUCGUUCGGGCUUUCCGUGGAGAGGACGGGCCCUCAAAGGUACAAACGGGGUCUGAAUAA
Symbiodinium necroappetens is the source of this 981-nucleotide messenger RNA. NCBI's taxonomy places the organism in Eukaryota, Dinophyceae, Suessiales, Symbiodiniaceae. The record is from the annotation of a GenBank genome assembly.